Molecule: messenger RNA, 1170 nt
Organism: Macroventuria anomochaeta
Lineage: Eukaryota; Fungi; Ascomycota; Dothideomycetes; Pleosporales; Didymellaceae
Product: DUF887-domain-containing protein
Exons: 2
Coding region: 1-1170 (389 amino acids)
Biological process (GO): lipid homeostasis
Cellular component (GO): endoplasmic reticulum; membrane
Source: RefSeq, a predicted model, not a curated record
AUGCAUGACCCAUUCCCCUUCGAGCGCCCUGAGUACCUUGUCAAAUAUGUGCAGCCCCUCGCCGACGCCCUACACCUGCGCACGCUGUCCCUUCACUUCCACGAAGUAGCCUUCGCCUACGCGCUCUACCACAUCACCAACAAGCACAUCUCGCCCGCCUUCAGCCGCUACUUCUUCCCCACUAUCUACCCGCAGUUCAACGCGCGCACAAAACUCAACUGGGACGUGCACAUUGUGUCGUUUGUGCAGAGCAUGGUCAUUUGCGGCUUAGCGCUAUGGGUUAUGUGGAAUGACAAGGAGAGGGAGAGUAUGGGAGGCGUGGAGAGGGUGCAUGGGUAUACGGGAGGCACGGGGCUGGUGCAGGCUUUUGCUGGAGGGUACUUUUUGUGGGAUCUGGUUGUCACGGUGCAAAAUAUUGGCGUGUUUGGCGUAGGGAUGCUGUUCCAUGCUAUUAGCGCGCUGUGCGUCUUCUCGUUGGGCUUCCGGCCCUUCGUAAACUUCUACGCCCCAACCUUCAUCCUCUACGAACUCUCCUCCCCCUUCCUCAACGUCCACUGGUUCUGCGACAAGCUCUCCCUCACCGGUUCGACCCUGCAACUCAUCAACGGCAUCCUCCUGCUCCUCACGUUCAUGUCUUGCCGCCUCUUCUGGGGCACAUACCAAUCCAUCCGCGUCUUCAGCGACAUCUGGACCGCGUACCACGCCGGGCCCGUCACCUUCCUCGACCCGGCCAUCAAGAGCUUCGACAACGCCACAGCCAUCGACGUUGGCGCCACCGAGCGCACAGAUAUACUGCAAUUCGCAGACGAUCAAACCGUGCCCCUCUGGCUCGCCUUCGCAUACCUCGUUUCCAACCUGGUACUGAACGGGUUGAACUGGUUCUGGUUCACCCAGAUGAUCAAGACGCUGCGCAAGCGGUUUGACCCACCGCUCGGCACGAGACGCGCGGAGAAGCCAAAGCAUAUCGACAUCCCCGAGAAAGAGAAGGUGCUGGUUGAGGGAAUUCAUGUGGCGACGCCGGGUGUGGGGGCUGAUGGAAGGGUGUUGGUUCCGGAGCAUUAUGGGAUUAAUGGGGAUGGAGAGGUGGUGAAGGUUGAGAAGAAGACGACGCAUUUGGAGGUUGAGGGGAGGGAAGUCAGGAGCCGGACGAGUACGAGGAGGAGAGGCUGA